GCAUAAUAUAGAUUAUGAUUGUAUUAUAAUUUUAUAGUUUAGUAAAUUUAUAUAAAAAAAUAUGUAUAAUUAUUUAAAUUAAUGAAUAUUGUAAAACUUAUUAUAGUAUAUAGAAGAUAAAAGCAAAUACAUUAAAGUAUAUUGUUUUUAGUGAUUUUUUAUAAUAAAAAAUGAAUAAUAUUUUUGGACUAGAAAAUGUAUUAUAUCCUUCUAGAAUAAGGUCAAAAGUGAAAGCUUGUGACGUUAACUAUGUACUUUAUACCUGUUGAAUGCAAAACUGAUGUUGAGAGAAAACAAAUUUUUUGGGUGUGUGCAAUACAAAAAUGUUUACGAAUAAAAUUGUAUUUACCUUAUUGAGAAAUGGAAAUAUAACCAGAGCAAUUUUAUGCAGUGAUCAUAAUGUAUAUUGUGAAAAACAAAAAAAUGUGCAUAUUUCUGUACAAAACAAAUUCCAUUUACAUAAAUUAAAUAAAGUUGAAGCAAAACUUACAGGAAGUCAAAAGCCAGAUUGGAAUAGAGCUGUUUCAGAAGCAGAAAAAAUUGUUGGAUACCCAACAUCAUUUUUAAGUCUACGAUGGCUUUUAAGUGAUGAAAUAGCAAAUGUAGCUUUACAUUUAAGGAAGUUAGUAGGAUCUAAUCAUCCUUUAUUAAAAACAGCUAAAAGUAUUAUUUAUAAUGGACGUAAUAACAUGCAAGCAUGGGGUCUUAUUGUACUAUUAAUUUCAAAAGCUGCUGGUCAUUUAGGUGUAGAUGAUAUAGAAGAAGAUAAAGCAGCAGGUGUUCUUCAUAGUCAACGAGCUUUAGCAGAAGUAACUGAAAUGAUACGUACUAGUCAUCUUGUUCAUAAAGGAUUAGUAAAUAUAGGAUCUGAUGUUUAUUUAGAAACAUCUGAGUUAAAUGAUAUGAAUUUUGGUAAUAAAAUUGCAUUGUUAAGUGGAGAUUAUUUAUUAGCAAACUCUUGUGCUGAAUUAGCAAAUCUUCGCAAUCAAGAUAUUGUAGAAUUAAUGUCAAGUGCUGUAAGAGAUUUAGCAGAGGCAGAAUUUGUAGGCCGCAGAGAUAACCAAAAUAAUCCUUUACCUUCUAUACCAUCUGAAAAUCGUAAAGAUUAUGCAGUAAAAGAAUGGACUCUUAGAAAUGUUUUAAGUGCUGGUGCUUUACUAGGAAAAUCUUGUAAAGGUACAUUAAAAUUAGCAGGACAUAGCAAUGAAAUACAAGAACAAGGUUACAAUUUUGGAAAACAUUUAGCAUUAGCUUGGCAAGCUUGUUUAGAUUUAGGUCCAUUUAAUACAAAAGAUCAAAAUAUAACUUUUAGUCUGUGUUCUGCACCAAUUAUGUUUCAUAUUGAACAUGAUCCAUCAAUUUUGAUGGAAAUUGAUAAAGGUUUAGAAUGUGUAAAUAAUGUAGAUUAUGCUAAGAUUCAUAAAAUUGUUACGAAUGGUCCUGGAGUUGAAUUGACAAAACAAUUACAAAAAAGACAUUCACAAAAAGCAAUGGAAGUUUUAAGUGUAUUUGAAAAAAAUGAUGCAAGAACAGCAUUAUAUAAUAUUAUAGCAGCCAUGGGAGAUUUCUAAAUAACAGUAUCAAUUAAAUAUUAAUAUAUUUUAUAUAAUGGCCCAAAAAUCAGUUUAAGGACUCCGUCCUAUGUUAAGUUUUCGGUUUCAAAACAUAUAAACAUAUAAUAUUUAUAUUUUGUCUGUAUUUUAAAUAGAAUAUUAAGAAAAUUUAAACUUUAAUAAUUAAGAUAAGACGAAAUAUUUAUGAUUGUGUAUAUUAUAUAACAAGAUAUUAUAUAUUUUAUAAUAAAUAAUAUUUA
Messenger RNA from Apis florea (little honeybee), 1813 nucleotides. It is a transcript of the gene Pdss2, whose product is annotated as Decaprenyl diphosphate synthase subunit 2. Gene Ontology annotation, biological process: isoprenoid biosynthetic process; ubiquinone biosynthetic process. Lineage: Eukaryota; Metazoa; Arthropoda; Insecta; Hymenoptera; Apidae. The record is from RefSeq and is a predicted model, not a curated record. Gene Ontology annotation, molecular function: prenyltransferase activity. Gene Ontology annotation, cellular component: transferase complex; mitochondrion.